This is a messenger RNA of Chrysochloris asiatica (Cape golden mole), 2580 nucleotides long. RefSeq names its product RNA binding motif protein 5 (gene RBM5). The record is from RefSeq and is a predicted model, not a curated record. Bases 65 to 2512 code for a protein of 815 amino acids. Gene Ontology annotation, molecular function: RNA binding. The transcript has 24 exons. NCBI's taxonomy places the organism in Eukaryota, Metazoa, Chordata, Mammalia, Afrosoricida, Chrysochloridae. Gene Ontology annotation, cellular component: nucleus. Gene Ontology annotation, biological process: mRNA splicing, via spliceosome.
UCUCCUAGGAAAAAAAGCACAAUUUGAGCCUUUUGGAGCAGUGAGCUAGAUCUUCAGCAGGACAAUGGGUUCAGACAAACGAGUGAGUAGAACAGAGCGUAGCGGAAGGUACGGCUCCAUCAUAGAUAGAGAUGACCGGGAUGACCGUGAUUCCAGAAGCAGACGGAGGGACUCAGAUUACAAAAGAUCUAGUGAUGAUCGGAGGGGUGAUAGAUACGAUGACUACCGAGAUUAUGAUAGUCCAGAGAGGGAGCGUGAAAGAAGAAACAGUGACCGAUCAGAAGAUGGCUACCAUUCCGAUGGCGACUAUGGUGAACACGACUACAGGCACGACAUCAGUGAUGAGAGGGAGAGUAAGACCAUCAUGCUGCGUGGCCUUCCCAUCACCAUCACAGAGAGCGAUAUUCGAGAAAUGAUGAAGUCCUUUGAAGGCCCUCAGCCUGCAGACGUGAGGUUGAUGAAGAGGAAAACAGGUGUAAGCCGUGGUUUCGCCUUCGUGGAGUUUUAUCACUUGCAAGAUGCUACCAGCUGGAUGGAAGCCAAUCAGAAAAAGUUGGUGAUUCAAGGAAAGCACAUUGCGAUGCAUUACAGCAAUCCCAGACCUAAGUUUGAAGAUUGGCUUUGCAACAAGUGCUGCCUUAACAAUUUCAGGAAAAGACUAAAAUGCUUCCGGUGUGGAGCUGACAAGUUUGACUCUGAACAGGAAGUGCCCUCUGGAACCACAGAGUCAGUUCAGUCUGUGGAUUACUACUGUGAUACGAUCAUCCUUCGGAACAUAGCACCGCACACUGUGGUGGAUUCCAUCAUGACGGCGUUAUCUCCCUAUGCAUCCCUAGCUGUUAAUAAUAUCCGCCUCAUAAAAGACAAACAGACCCAGCAGAACAGAGGCUUCGCAUUUGUGCAGUUGUCCUCUGCAAUGGAUGCUUCUCAACUGCUUCAGAUACUACAGAGUCUCCAUCCUCCUUUGAAAAUUGAUGGCAAAACUAUUGGGGUUGAUUUUGCAAAAAGUGCCAGAAAAGACUUGGUCCUCCCAGAUGGUAACCGGGUCAGCGCUUUCUCUGUGGCUAGUACAGCCAUUGCUGCUGCUCAAUGGUCAUCCACCCAGUCUCAGAGUGGUGAAGGGGGCAAUGUUGACUACAGUUACCUACAGCCAGGCCAAGAUGGUUAUGCCCAGUAUGCUCAGUACUCUCAGGACUACCAGCAGUUUUAUCAGCAGCAAGCUGGAGGAUUGGAAUCUGAUGCAUCAUCUGCAUCAGGCACAGCAGUGACAACCACCUCAGCAGCUGUUGUGUCCCAGAGUCCUCAGCUAUAUAACCAAACCUCCAAUCCACCUGGCUCUCCGACUGAAGAAACACAGCCCAGCACUAGCACAAGUACACAGGCCCCAGCCGCUUCGCCCACUGGUGUAGUUCCUGGUACCAAAUAUGCAGUGCCUGACACAUCCACUUACCAGUAUGAUGAAUCUUCAGGAUAUUACUAUGAUCCAACUACAGGACUCUACUAUGACCCCAAUUCACAAUACUACUACAACACAUUAACCCAGCAGUACCUUUACUGGGAUGGAGAGAAAGAGACGUAUUUGCCGGCUGCAGAAUCUAGUGCCCACCAGCAGACAGGCCUGCCUCCUGCAAAAGAGGGAAAAGAAAAGAAGGAAAAACCUAAGAGUAAAACAGCCCAACAGAUCGCCAAAGACAUGGAACGCUGGGCUAAGAGUUUAAAUAAGCAGAAAGAAAAUUUUAAAAAUAGCUUUCAGCCUGUCAAUUCCUUGAGAGAAGAGGAAAGGAGAGAAUCUGCUGCAGCAGAUGCUGGCUUUGCUCUCUUUGAGAAGAAGGGAGCCUUGGCAGAAAGACAACAACUCAUCCCCGAAUUGGUGCGCAAUGGAGAUGAGGAGAAUCCCCUCAAAAGGGGUCUGGUUGCUGCAUACAGUGGUGACAGUGACAAUGAGGAAGAGCUGGUGGAGAGACUUGAGAGUGAGGAAGAGAAGCUGGCUGACUGGAAGAAGAUGGCCUGCCUGCUCUGCCGUCGCCAGUUCCCAAAUAGAGAUGCCCUAGUUAGGCAUCAACAACUGUCUGAUCUACACAAGCAAAACAUGGACAUCUACCGACGAUCCAGGCUCAGCGAGCAGGAGCUGGAAGCCUUGGAACUGAGGGAGAGAGAGAUGAAAUACCGAGAUCGAGCUGCAGAAAGACGGGAGAAGUAUGGCAUUCCAGAACCUCCAGAGCCCAAGCGCAAGAAGCAGUUUGAUGCUGGCACUGUGAAUUAUGAACAGCCCACCAAAGAUGGCAUUGACCACAGUAACAUUGGCAACAAGAUGCUACAGGCCAUGGGCUGGCGGGAAGGCUCAGGUCUGGGAAGGAAGUGUCAAGGUAUCACAGCCCCCAUUGAGGCUCAAGUUCGACUAAAAGGAGCUGGCUUAGGAGCCAAAGGCAGCGCAUAUGGAUUGUCAGGUGCUGAUUCCUACAAGGAUGCAGUCCGGAAAGCCAUGUUUGCCCGGUUCACGGAGAUGGAGUGAAACUGAAGGAGUGAGCAGCCUGACAAGGAGCUCCAAGAAGUACAAAAAGUGGUCCCUAUCCUGAAUUC